Molecule: messenger RNA, 1164 nt
Organism: Parnassius apollo (apollo)
Lineage: Eukaryota; Metazoa; Arthropoda; Insecta; Lepidoptera; Papilionidae
Source: the annotation of a GenBank genome assembly
AUGACCAACUCUCCUCAGUCCCAUUACGACCCUCCCUUCACUCAGAAGGAGGUGUUGGAGUGUUUGAGACAAAUGAAUCCCAAAAAGGCUCCCGGACUCGACAACUUAACAGACAUAUGUUUACAGUUUGCGACAGACUAUCCUAGACUCUUGACUGACAUACUUAACCGCAUCAAAAUUACCCCGAAGCCGGGUAAGUCUGACUACAGCGCAUUAGAGUCAUUUCGUCCUAUUGGCCUGAUACCUGUGUUCGGCAAGCUGCUACAAAAACUGUUCAUUAGAAGAGUCACAUACCAUGCACAACGAAAUAAUCUGUUAAACAAAUUUCAGUUCGGUUUCCGGGAACAGACCAACACGUGCGAAGCUAUAAACACUGCGCUCGAUAUAAUAAGACAAGCGAAAAGAUUAUGUCCGCGAUCGGGAGGUCAUUCUCGACUAUGCAGGGGGGCGGGCUCCACGUGCGGCCCUGUUCUCUGGAACAUAAUAUUAGACGAAUUACUCGACACCAAGCUUCCAGCGGGUUGCCACAUACAGGCCUUUGCGGACGACGUCCUGCUGGUUGUUACGGCCGCGAGUGCGGGCAAACUGGAAAGCGCUGCCAACUUGGCUCUCCAUCACAUAGUCGAGUGGGGAAGAAGCGUCAAGUUGGCUUUCGGCCCUACCAAGACUAAGCUCAUUGCCUUCACUCUUAAGGCUAAGACAGCCAGCAUUAACAUCGACGGACACCGACUUUGUUUUGUUCCAGAGGUGAAACAUUUAGGAGCAAUCCUCGAUGAGAAAUUGAAUUUCGGUAAACAUGUGAAACACGUUGUUAACAGGGCCGUGCGGAUCUUCAACACGCUCUGCAUGUACUCGAGACCCACUUGGGGAGCCCAUCCUGAAAACAUCAGCACCAUCUACCAGCAGGUCAUCGUGCCAACGAUCACCUACGCUGCGGGAAUUUGGGGCCACGUCGCUCAGAAAAGGUGCAUCAGGAGGCCACUCGAGAGCAUGCAGCGCGGGUUUGCCAUCAAGGCUAUUAGGGGAUUCCGUAUGGUCUCCACAGCCGCGGCACUAGCGUUAGCCCAAUUCGUACCUCUGGACCUGAAAGUCCGAGAAGUCUGCGCUGUGAAAAGGGCUCGGCUCCGGGGUAUCCUGACCACAUCCCCAGCGAUAUUCCGUUAG